AGAGUCAAUUUCCGCCUGGAAAAAUGUCCCCUCAAACAUUUUUGUAGCGUCUCUGGGAGUUUGUAGAGUAGAAGCCUGGUUUUCCGGUUAAAACCCAAGAAUAUCACCCGGCAGUUUACGGGGAGAAGCCGUCGCCUCCCGCUCCCCCUGGGAAACACAAUCGCCAUGGAGGACACGGCCGAGCCGGGGCCUGGAGGAUGGAUGGACCGUCUCCCCUUUAGAGUACUGGCAGAGUAGCUCCCUGGAGACCGGUUGCAGUCGAACCCAGGCGGCUUAAGGAAACGGGACCCCGGAACCAUGUGCUUCAUUCGCAGCGUGAGAGAGACCAGAUAGCCGUGACCGAACCCCUCAUCCUGCUGCGGAACAAAAACAAACGGGAACAAGUCCCCCCCUUCCACCCCCAAUCUCCCCCUGUCUCCCCCUUUUCCCCCCCAGGGAAAAACACACACACACACACCCACCCACAAACAAUCAAAACAUUCGGGUUCGGAUACCAGUGCGGUUUUUUUUGUGCAACCUUGUAGAGGGGGGGGGACAGAGAAAAAGGAUCCAGCCCUGGGCGAUCGCUGGCUGGGAAGGAGCGACGACCCCCCCACCCCAGCUCCCACCCCUCCCGUUCCUCCCCACCCCUCCGUUCUCGACUAAUGGAUGUGCCUAGGAGGGAAACUACAGGACACCCCCUAAAGGAAAGCAACCUUUGACCUGUGUAGGAUUCUGGGUCGGCAACUGACGUCAUCUGCGGCGACCUCUUUUACCUCCUGCGGGGCGGAUUGGUUUGAACCGUGAUUCUUUGUGGCAGCGAGGGAAUAGAUCAGGAGAGAAACAUCGGACAGCUGAAGAACAACAGCGCUCCCUUCCUCAUCCUCCUCCUCCUACGUAGUGGAUUAAAACGACAAGGGGAGGCUGUGCUGCAGAGGGAUCACUCUCUUCCGCAAAGAUGGCGCGAGCGUGCCUCUCCGCGAGGGUCUUGCUGUGGGCCCUGGCUUUCCUGCUGGCGGGGGCGACCGUGGCGGGGCUGGAGUUCGGCGGGGCGCCGGGGCAGUGGGCCCGGUAUGCCCGCUGGGAGGCGGGUUCGGGCGGCGAGCUGAGCUUCAGCCUGAAGACCAACGCCACCCGGGCCCUGGUGCUGUACCUGGACGACGGGGGCAACUGCGACUUCCUGGAGCUGCUGAUCGCGGGCGGCAGGCUGCAGCUGCGCUUCGCCAUCCACUGUGCCGAGCCCGCCACCGUGCACGCGGAGACGCCGGUGGGCGACGACCGCUGGCACAUGGUGCUGCUCACCCGCAACUACCGCGAGACCAUGCUGGUGGUGGACAGCGAGGCCAAGGUGGCCGAGGUCAAGUCCAAGCGCCGGGAGAUGGCGGUGGUCAGCGACCUCUUCGUGGGCGGCAUCCCCCCCGACGUGCGGCUCUCGGCCCUCACCUCCAGCACCGUCAAGUACGAGCCCCCCUUCCAGGGCCUCAUCGCCAACCUGAAGGUGGGCGAGACCCCCCCGACCCUCCUCAACAGCCAGGGCAUCCAGAGCGACCUGGAAUAUCUUUGCGCCAGGCAGAACCCCUGCCUCAACGGCGGGAUCUGCUCCGUCCACCACGAGGAGGUCCACUGCGACUGCACCCUCACCCGCUACAGGGGGAAGUACUGCAACGAAGAAGAGCACACAGUGGAAGGUGAUUCAUCGCAAACCGGGAAGGACGAGUCCGUGGCGACGUUCAAGGGCAACGAGUUCUUCUGCUACGACCUGUCCCUGACGCCCAUCCAGAGCAGCACCGACGAGAUCACCCUCUCCUUCCGCACGCAGCAGCGCAACGGGCUGAUGCUGCACACGGGCAAGUCGGCCGACUACGUCAACCUGUCCCUGAAGCGGGGCGCGGUCUGGCUGGUCAUCAACCUGGGCUCCGGGGCCUUCGAGGCGCUGGUGGAGCCCGUCAACGGCAAGUUCAACGACAACGCCUGGCACGAUGUCCGCGUGACGAGAAACCUGCGCCAGCACGCAGGCAUCGGACACGCUAUGGUGACGAUCUCGGUGGACGGGAUCUUGACCACGACGGGCUACACCCAGGAGGACUACACCAUGCUGGGCUCGGACGACUUUUUCUACAUCGGGGGCAGCCCCAACACCGCCGACCUGCCCGGCUCGCCAGUCAGCAACAACUUCAUGGGCUGCCUGAAGGACGAAGGCAAGUUUUUGGAAGGUGGGAGUGGACCGCAGUACCAUUGUUGGAGAAAGCCUGUGGAGAACAUGCGGACUCCCCCCAGAAGGUCCCCCUGGUUCGGAAUCAAACCCAGGACCCGAGAGCUGUCCUGGGUUUGA
Molecule: messenger RNA, 2311 nt
Organism: Lepisosteus oculatus (spotted gar)
Lineage: Eukaryota; Metazoa; Chordata; Actinopteri; Semionotiformes; Lepisosteidae
Source: RefSeq, a predicted model, not a curated record